CAUAACCAAGGUGUAGAAUAAGAAGUGGAGUCAUGCUUCACACGGCUAUACCAUGCUGGCAGCCAUUCCUGGGUCUGGCUAUGGUGUUACUCUUCAUGGGAUCCACCAUUGGCUGUCCUGCUCGCUGUGAGUGCUCUGCCCAGAACAAAUCUGUUAGCUGCCACAGAAGACGCUUGAUCGCGAUCCCCGAAGGCAUUCCCAUUGAGACCAAAAUCUUGGACCUGAGCAAAAAUCGACUAAAGAGCAUAAACCCCGAAGAAUUCAUCUCAUAUCCUCUGUUGGAGGAGAUAGACUUGAGCGACAACAUCAUCGCCAAUGUAGAACCUGGGGCAUUUAACAAUCUCUUUAACCUGCGUUCCCUCCGCCUAAAAGGCAAUCGCCUUAAGUUGGUCCCUUUGGGAGUAUUCACGGGACUGUCCAACCUCACCAAGCUUGACAUUAGUGAAAAUAAGAUUGUCAUUUUGGACUACAUGUUCCAGGAUCUGCAUAACCUGAAGUCUCUAGAAGUGGGGGACAAUGAUUUGGUUUAUAUAUCACACAGGGCCUUCAGUGGACUACUUAGCUUGGAGCAGCUCACCCUGGAGAAGUGCAACUUGACAGCGGUACCAACAGAAGCCCUUUCCCAUCUCCGCAGCCUCAUCACCCUGCAUCUGAAGCAUCUCAAUAUCAACAAUAUGCCUGUGUAUGCCUUUAAAAGAUUAUUCCACCUGAAACAACUAGAGAUCGACUAUUGGCCAUUGUUGGAUAUGAUGCCAGCCAACAGCCUCUAUGGUCUCAACCUCACAUCCCUCUCGAUCACUAACACCAACCUGUCCACUGUCCCUUUCCUUGCCUUUAAACACCUUGUAUACCUGACCCACCUUAACCUCUCCUACAAUCCCAUCAGCACUAUUGAAGCAGGCAUGUUCUCUGACCUGAUCCGCCUACAGGAGCUUCAUGUAGUCGGGGCCCAGCUCCGCACCAUUGAACCUCACUCCUUCCAAGGGCUCCGCUUCCUCCGCGUGCUCAAUGUAUCUCAGAACCUGCUGGAAACAUUGGAAGAGAAUGUCUUCUCUUCCCCUCGGGCUUUGGAGGUCCUGAGCAUUAACAACAACCCACUAGCGUGCGACUGCCGACUCCUCUGGCUCCUGCAGCGACAGGCCACCCUGAAGUUUGGAGGCCAGCAGCCCAUGUGUGCCGGGCCAGACACCAUACGUGAGAGGUCAUUUAAGGAUUUCCAUAGCACUGCUCUUUCUUUUUAUUUUACCUGCAAAAAGCCCAAAAUCCGUGAAAAGAAGUUACAGCACCUCCUAGUGGACGAAGGACAGACGGUCCAGCUGGAGUGCAACGCGGAUGGAGACCCCCAGCCCGUGAUUUCCUGGGUGACACCUCGAAGGCGUUUUAUCACCACCAAGUCCAACGGAAGGGCCACUGUGUUG
Molecule: messenger RNA, 1418 nt
Organism: Rattus rattus (black rat)
Lineage: Eukaryota; Metazoa; Chordata; Mammalia; Rodentia; Muridae
Gene: Lingo2
Product: leucine rich repeat and Ig domain containing 2
Cellular component (GO): plasma membrane
Molecular function (GO): protein binding
Source: RefSeq, a predicted model, not a curated record